Messenger RNA from Hemiscyllium ocellatum (epaulette shark), 1821 nucleotides. RefSeq names its product kin of IRRE-like protein 1. Gene Ontology annotation, biological process: cell-cell adhesion. Gene Ontology annotation, molecular function: cell adhesion molecule binding. The transcript is spliced from 7 exons. The record is from RefSeq and is a predicted model, not a curated record. NCBI's taxonomy places the organism in Eukaryota, Metazoa, Chordata, Chondrichthyes, Orectolobiformes, Hemiscylliidae. Gene Ontology annotation, cellular component: cell-cell junction. The annotation marks the transcript as partial.
UCCCAGGUGCUGAGUAACAGUAACCACCUGUACCUGAAGGCGGUGACCCAGGCUGACGCGGGACAGUACGUCUGCAAGGCCAUAGUCCCACAGAUUGGGGUCGGGGAGAGGGAGGUCACGCUCCACGUCAAUGGACCCCCUAUCAUAUCCAGCGCGGUGCUACAGUACGCAGCUGAGGGAGCUCCAGGUCGGGUGGAGUGUUACAUCGACAGUACGCCCCAGCCUGACCGAAUCGCCUGGACUUGGCGGGAGAAUGUUCUCGAAGUGGGGACGUUUGAGCGCUACACAGUGGAAAGGACGGGUGGUCCCGAGGGGGUGCGGUCCACCCUGCUGAUCAGCAACGUGGCACUGCCCGACUUCGAGACCCCCUACAACUGCACAGCGUGGAACGGGUUCGGAUCUGGUACGGCCCUCAUCCAACUGCUCAAGGAGGAGGUCCUGCCCAUUGGGCUGAUCAUUGGUGUGACGGUCAGCCUUGGGAUCUUGCUGACCCUGGCAUUAGCCGGCCUUGUCGUCUUCCUGUAUCGCCGACGGAAACGCAGUCGGAAGGAUGUGACCCUGGGGAGGCCUGGUGUGAAAGCGGACCCCAGUAAGGAAGCCCCCUACCUGAGGAAGGAGCUGGAGGAAGAUGACUCCAACAUGUCGACAGCUACCCGUGUCCUCAAGGCCAUGUACUCGGCCUACCAGGAGGAUAUGGAUAUGAAGCCGGAAUUGCGCUCGGAUACCCUGGACACGAGGGAGGACUGCGAGCUCAAGGACCCGACGAACGGCUACUACAACGUGAGGGGGCAGGAGGAGCGCCUGCCCUCGCGGACCCUGCUGUACUCGGAGUAUGGGGGAGGGGGCGGCCGGUACGAGGGGAGGCCGCCCUCCCGCCUCUCCCACGCCAGCGGCUACGGGCCGGUGGGCGGGGGCGCAGUGACGGUUUCGGCAGCCGCGCCGGUGGGGAGUGGCAGCGGGGGAGGGGGAGGAGGGGGAGGGGGAGGGGGGCUGCUGGCCUCUUGCUACAGCCGCCUGGCUGAGUACGGGGGGGGCGAGGGUGGGGCCGAGGCGGGGAGCCAGCUCUCCUUCGAUGCCUACGCCUACCCGCCCUGCGGCCUGGCCCCCUAUGGCCGCCCCACCAACCUGGAGCGACUCUUCGACCCCGCGGCGACCAUUGCCCCCAAGUUCCCCAGCGCCUCCCGUUUCUCCUACUCCUCCUCCCAGCAUUCCGAGCACGGCCGGCCCUACCAGCAGCGCAUGCAGACCCACGUCUGACACCCCCCCCCCCCCACCCCUCCAUCCUCACCCCCCCACCCACACGCAGCGAGCUCUGUUCCCCCCCACCCCACAACACCACACUGCUGUCGAACGCACAGAGCGGGAAGUCACGGUAGCCCAGCUCGGUCAGGCGGCCGUCUCUCUGAGUCGGUCGCGGAGUUGGGGGUGUGGGGGGUCCAGAAGGUGGUAGGGGGUGUAGGGAGAGGGGAGGGGGGGAUCUGCUCGAUCCCCCCCAAACCCACUCCACCCCCUCCGCACCCCAAACCCCACCCACCCCGGCAGCCAAUCAGGAGCGGCGUCCGGGACGUUGGGCCCCUGAGCCCCUUGCCCUCCCUCGCCUUGUCUCCCAGAAGCCCAACCCCUCCCCCACACCCCUCCGCCCACCCCAACUCCACCAUCCAUGCCCCUCCCCCUUCCAGGAGGGAGGGCCCAUUCUCUCUACAAUUCCAUCCCACCCCACCCCCCCAGCUCCAUUCCACCAUCCCACCCCGCCCCCACAGCUCCAUUCCACCAUCCCACCCCGCCCCCCCAGCUCCAUUCCACCAUCCCACCCCGCCCCCC